AUGCCAUCCUGGACGAUCCCCACGGUACCUGGAUUCGAACACCCUCUAGACGUAUUGAACAACGACCAUUUGCUACAGGGAGCAAACGGCGGCAACUACAUCCACAACUCGACCAUCAGCAAUACCAACAUCACUGUCAACAACAACUUCAGCAACCCUACCACUCAUCGCAACGUGGCCGAGGAUAAACCCGACGCUAUACCCGAAGAGAGACGUUUCCACCUGAGUUUGGGCCUGGCGGAUCCUAGGCUGCAGCAAGGCUCGCAACACUUGGGCUUCGGAUCACUCGGUACUGAUAGCGGUGCAUUGUCGGAGAUCCUCACCGCGACCCACGAACACCCCUCACUCUCUUUCAAACCCGCUCUCACGGUCUUACCCACAUCCAACAACUCUCGCUUCAGACAACUGUUUCAGCAAAAGAUGGCAGCCGAAGCUAGUCGACAACACGGUUCGACGGAUUCGCCCAACGGGAGCGAGCGAGCGGGAACUGCUCCUCAACAGCAAGACCCCAGUCUCGACCAGAGCCGUCCCAGUUGGGCUCAAACCAACUCGAUGGCGUCAGGUCACAGCAACAACGACAAUAAUCUCGCUGUAAACACCGCUCAGGCUGAAGAAUUGGCCGGUUACGGCCGGGAGGGAGAUCAGGACAAUCUCGCGAGACCUGCUACCUCGGACGGUGUCCUAUACCUCAACAACAAGAGCCCUGCAAUUGGGGCGCAGUCCCAGUCCGGCGAGCGUCAUCCUGCGUCAGCAGAUGCCAAUCUGCCUGUCCCCUUGCCAUCGUGGCAAAACCCCAUGGCUUCGUCCUCUGGGUACAGGCCGCAGCCUCAGCAAUCUCCUUAUUACCAGCGUAUGCUUGCGGCGAAAUUGGCAGCGGCUCAGCAGCAAGAGGACAUGGGCGUCAAGGACGAGAGCAGCAACUAUAUGCCUUCCAUGAACCAGUCCGACAUUGCGUACAUGCCAUCCACUUACAGCCCGAUGUACCAGAUGUUUAGCGGUGGCGGUGGUCUCGAUGGCCAUUAUCAGGCGCAACACGCUCCGCAGGGUCACACAGAGCCUUGGAACAUGCAUGCUCAGCAGGCUCAUCAUCAGCAAUAUGGUCCCGGUUCGGAAGACGCUGGCUACCUCGGUCUGGUCAACAGUGGUAGCAACCACAGCGGCAGUCACAACGGCGGGUACCCGGACCAGUACAACGGUCAUGCCGCUGGGACGCCUUGGAACCAGUAUUACCCGUCCGACGGCUCCAACUCGAGAAACCCACAGGGGACGCACUCUCAGACACCUCAACCGAGCGUGUCUGGCCAGUGGAACCGUCAUGACGGUAACAGCGAAUCAGAGGUACCUCCUCCAGCCGUCGAGGACUGGAUGGCGGCGUGGCCUCAUAUCAAGAACCCUGGACACGAGGUUCCUGCCAAACCAGCACCUGCGCCCGCAUCAUCUUCCCGCAAAAAAGUUGAUACAGAGCCCAAGCCCAAGAAGGACAGUAGCGCGGCGGCUGCGAACAAGGCAGCUGUAGCCGGAGGGGAUGCACCGAAAAAGGCAGCUUUGGCUUGUCACUUUUGUCGAGGGAGGAAGCUCAAAUGUGACGCCAUCCGACCUACCUGCUCUCAUUGCGCCAAGCGAUCCCUGAACUGUUCGUACGACGUAGAAAUCCGAAGGCGCGGACCGGGAAAGAGAAAGAAGGAGCUUUUGGCUCAGCAGCAGGCCAGGGCCAACGGUGAACCGUAUCACUCGGACGAUACCAAGAACGGUUCGAGCAGGAAACGCAAGUCUGGGCACGGCGAGAACGGCAGCGAGCAGGACGACGGCAGUCCAUCCGAUUCGAUCGGAUUGAACUCGGGUCCUGACAUGAGCGUGCAAGGCACAUCAUCGAACGUCGACCAGUACUCGCAACAGGCCUAUUCGGCGCACUCGAUGUCUGCGCCAUACGAUGCCUACCAGCAACAACAACACUACAGCAACCAGAUGUACCCCUCCAAUCCCGUCGAGGCCUAUCAUCACUCGGCUUACCAUGCCGCUGCGUAUCAUCAGCAGUAUGACGCCGUCUCCAACGACAGGAGUCGGCCGAUGUCUCACGGCUACGAGGUGCUGGGCGGUAGCGGGCCGUCGUACGGACAAGGUUACCCUAGCGAACGCCCAGGCGGUGCCGGUAGCGACGAGCAUCAAUCAAAGAGGGUGAAGCUGGAGGGGUAG
Molecule: messenger RNA, 2193 nt
Organism: Filobasidium floriforme
Lineage: Eukaryota; Fungi; Basidiomycota; Tremellomycetes; Filobasidiales; Filobasidiaceae
Exons: 3
Coding region: 1-2193 (730 amino acids)
Biological process (GO): regulation of DNA-templated transcription
Molecular function (GO): DNA-binding transcription factor activity, RNA polymerase II-specific; zinc ion binding
Source: RefSeq, a predicted model, not a curated record